Temnothorax curvispinosus is the source of this 6734-nucleotide messenger RNA. RefSeq names its product pre-mRNA-processing-splicing factor 8 (gene Prp8). Lineage: Eukaryota; Metazoa; Arthropoda; Insecta; Hymenoptera; Formicidae. Gene Ontology annotation, molecular function: U5 snRNA binding; pre-mRNA intronic binding; U2 snRNA binding. Gene Ontology annotation, cellular component: U5 snRNP; catalytic step 2 spliceosome. The record is from RefSeq and is a predicted model, not a curated record. The transcript has 9 exons. Gene Ontology annotation, biological process: spliceosomal tri-snRNP complex assembly; mRNA splicing, via spliceosome. The annotation marks the transcript as partial.
GCCGGCCAUUGCCCAUUGCGUUGCCGUUUCUUGUGAAAAAGAGCCGACUUGGUGUAAAGUGAUCAAUCAAACGACAAAUUGAUUUUACACAGCAUGGCGUCACGCAGGAAUUAAUCAACUAAUAUCGUAAGAAGUUCUGGGAAACACCUGCAAUCAUGUCUAUCCCGCCGUAUUUGCUGCCCCCGGGUCCAUGGGCCACGAUGAUGGCCGCCCAGCAGCAGGCGCAGAUAGCGGCCCAGGUGCACGCUCAGGCUGCGGCCCAUGCGCAAGCUGCCCAUCAUGCUCAUAUGCAGGCUCAUAUAGCUGGACCGCCAUUGCCUCAGAUGCCUAAGCAGCCAGAAGUCCUGUCCGAAGACAAGCUUCAGGAGAAAGCACAAAAAUGGCAACAGUUACAAUCGAAGCGGUUUGCGGAGAAGAGGAAGUUUGGAUUCGUAGACGCUCAGAAGGAAGAUAUGCCAGCUGAGCAUAUAAGGAAGAUCAUCAGGGAUCAUGGCGAUAUGAGCAGUAGAAAAUACCGACAUGACAAGCGCGUUUACUUGGGGGCAUUGAAGUAUAUGCCACAUGCCGUUAUGAAGUUGUUGGAGAAUAUGCCUAUGCCGUGGGAACAAAUAAGGGACGUAAAGGUCUUGUAUCAUAUUACUGGAGCCAUUACGUUCGUCAAUGAGAUUCCUUGGGUUAUAGAACCUGUGUACAUAGCUCAAUGGGGCACCAUGUGGAUCAUGAUGAGACGAGAGAAAAGAGAUCGUAGACAUUUCAAAAGAAUGAGAUUCCCACCCUUUGAUGACGAAGAGCCUCCUCUAGAUUACGCGGACAACGUUCUGGAUGUGGAACCGUUGGAAGCUAUACAAAUCGAACUCGAUUCGGAGGAAGACGAGUCCGUGGCGUCAUGGUUUUACGAACACAAGCCCUUAGUCGGGACAAAACAUGUUAAUGGAUCCACAUACCGAAGAUGGAACUUGACGCUACCCCAAAUGGCCACUCUGUACCGCUUGGCUAACCAAUUGUUGACCGACUUGGUAGAUCAAAAUUUCUUUUACCUGUUUGACCCGAAGUCAUUCUUCACCGCAAAAGCCCUGAAUAUGGCUAUCCCUGGAGGACCGAAAUUCGAACCAUUGGUAAAGGAUUCGAAUGCUGCUGAUGAAGAUUGGAACGAGUUUAAUGACAUAAAUAAAAUCAUUAUCAGACAACCUAUCAGGACAGAAUAUAGGAUUGCGUUUCCCUACUUGUACAACAACAUGCCUCAUUUUGUGCAUCUUUCGUGGUAUCAUGCACCAAAUGUCGUGUACAUAAAAACUGAAGAUCCAGACUUGCCUGCAUUCUAUUUCGAUCCAUUAAUCAAUCCGAUCUCUCAUAGGAAUUCACUGAAAACGGUAGAACCGCAAAUCGAGGACGAUGAAGACUUUGUUUUACCUGGCGAGGUGCAACCGUUCCUUCAGGAGACACCUCUUUACACCGAUAACACGGCAAAUGGAAUAGCGCUUCUAUGGGCCCCAAGACCAUUUAACACACGUUCCGGUAGAACGAGAAGAGCCAUCGACAUCCCAUUAGUCAAGUCGUGGUACAGGGAGCAUUGUCCGCCUGGGCAACCCGUCAAAGUGCGAGUCAGUUACCAGAAAUUGCUGAAAUACUUUGUGCUGAACGCUCUGAAGCACAGGCCACCGAAACCGCAGAAGAAACGCUAUUUAUUCCGUUCGUUCAAGUCGACCAAGUUUUUCCAAACAACGACGAUAGACUGGGUGGAAGCCGGUCUGCAGGUGUGUCGUCAAGGAUAUAACAUGUUGAAUCUGCUGAUACACCGGAAGAACCUUAACUAUCUCCACUUGGAUUACAAUUUCAACUUGAAACCUGUCAAGACGCUUACAACAAAAGAGAGAAAGAAAUCGCGCUUUGGUAACGCUUUCCAUCUGUGUCGUGAGAUUCUUCGUUUGACCAAGCUCAUUAUCGAUUCUCACGUUCAAUAUCGACUGAACAACGUAGACGCUUUUCAGCUCGCUGACGGGUUGCAAUAUAUCUUCGCACACGUCGGUCAGUUGACCGGCAUGUAUCGGUACAAGUACAAAUUGAUGCGGCAGAUCAGGAUGUGCAAGGACUUGAAACAUCUGAUUUAUUAUCGUUUCAAUACCGGCCCAGUCGGCAAAGGUCCCGGCUGCGGGUUCUGGGCACCUGGCUGGCGCGUCUGGUUGUUCUUCAUGAGAGGCAUCACUCCGCUGUUGGAAAGAUGGCUCGGUAAUCUAUUAUCAAGACAAUUUGAAGGUCGUCACUCGAAGGGUGUGGCAAAAACGGUGACGAAGCAGCGAGUUGAGUCGCACUUCGAUCUCGAAUUACGAGCAUCCGUCAUGCAUGACAUAGUGGACAUGAUGCCUGAGGGAAUAAAACAAAACAAGGCGCGAACUAUCCUUCAACAUCUGAGCGAGGCCUGGCGUUGCUGGAAGGCGAAUAUUCCAUGGAAGGUGCCAGGCUUGCCAAUUCCGAUCGAGAACAUGAUAUUGCGUUACGUCAAGAUGAAAGCCGACUGGUGGACGAACACGGCUCAUUACAAUCGAGAGAGAAUUCGGCGCGGCGCCACGGUGGAUAAAACUGUAUGCAAGAAGAAUCUUGGCCGUUUGACGCGUCUUUACUUGAAAGCUGAGCAAGAACGACAACACAAUUACUUGAAGGACGGUCCAUACAUAUCGCCGGAGGAAGCUGUGGCCAUAUUCACUACUUCGGUGCAUUGGCUGGAGUCCCGAAGAUUCGCGCCGAUACCCUUCCCACCGCUAUCCUACAAGCACGAUACGAAGCUGCUGAUAUUGGCUCUGGAACGCUUGAAGGAAGCCUAUAGCGUUAAAUCCAGAUUAAAUCAAAGUCAACGAGAAGAGCUGGGCUUGAUAGAACAAGCGUAUGACAACCCACACGAGGCACUAUCCAGGAUCAAGAGACAUUUGCUCACGCAGAGGGCCUUCAAGGAAGUUGGCAUCGAAUUCAUGGAUCUUUACAGUCAUUUGAUUCCUGUGUACGAUGUGGAGCCGCUCGAAAAGAUCACGGAUGCUUACCUCGAUCAAUAUCUGUGGUACGAGGCGGACAAGAGGCGACUGUUCCCACCGUGGGUGAAACCAGCCGACACGGAACCGCCACCGCUUCUCGUUUACAAGUGGUGCCAAGGUAUCAACAAUCUCCAGGAUGUGUGGGACGUCGGUGAGGGUGAAUGCAACGUGUUGCUCGAAUCGAAAUUUGAGAAGCUGUACGAGAAGAUCGAUCUUACGCUGCUCAACAGAUUGUUACGCCUGAUAGUCGAUCAUAAUAUCGCCGAUUAUAUGACUGCGAAGAACAACGUGGUCAUCAAUUACAAAGACAUGAAUCACACCAACAGUUAUGGCAUUAUCAGGGGACUGCAAUUCGCAUCUUUCAUCGCCCAAUACUACGGACUGGUACUAGAUCUACUGGUGCUGGGUCUCCAACGAGCCAGCGAGAUGGCUGGUCCGCCGCAAAUGCCAAACGAUUUCUUGACGUUCCAGGACGUCGCUUCCGAAACGGCGCAUCCUAUUCGAUUGUACUGCCGCUACGUCGACAGAAUACAUCUAUUCCUGCGCUUCUCUGCCGACGAAGCGAGAGAUCUUAUCCAGCGUUAUCUCACUGAGCAUCCUGAUCCGAACAACGAGAACAUCGUCGGCUACAACAAUAAGAAGUGUUGGCCGCGAGACGCCCGUAUGAGGCUGAUGAAGCACGACGUGAACCUGGGUCGCGCCGUUUUCUGGGACAUCAAGAAUCGACUACCACGCUCCACCACCACUAUUCAGUGGGAAAACAGUUUUGUCAGCGUCUACAGCAAGGACAAUCCCAAUUUGUUGUUCAAUAUGAGCGGCUUUGAAUGCAGAAUUCUGCCCAAGUGCAGAACAACACACGAGGAGUUUACGCAUCGGGACGGCGUCUGGAAUCUCCAGAACGAAAUCACAAAGGAAAGAACGGCGCAGUGCUUCUUGCGUGUCGACGACGAGAGCUUGCAGCGUUUCCACAAUCGCGUCAGACAGAUCUUGAUGGCUUCGGGCUCGACCACUUUCACGAAAAUCGUGAACAAGUGGAAUACGGCGCUAAUCGGUUUAAUGACUUAUUUCAGAGAGGCGGUGGUGAACACGCAAGAGUUGCUGGAUCUGCUAGUCAAGUGCGAAAAUAAAAUCCAGACACGUAUCAAAAUCGGGCUGAAUUCGAAAAUGCCGUCGCGUUUUCCACCUGUCGUCUUUUAUACGCCCAAGGAAUUGGGCGGUCUAGGAAUGCUGUCGAUGGGCCACGUAUUAAUACCACAGUCAGACUUGAGAUGGUCGAAGCAAACUGACGUGGGCAUCACUCACUUCCGUUCGGGCAUGAGUCACGACGAGGAUCAACUGAUUCCAAACUUGUACCGUUACAUACAACCGUGGGAAUCGGAGUUUAUCGAUUCUCAACGCGUCUGGGCGGAGUACGCCCUAAAGCGGCAAGAGGCCAACGCGCAAAAUCGCAGGCUUACCUUGGAAGAUCUCGAGGACAGCUGGGAUCGCGGUAUUCCCAGAAUAAAUACGCUCUUCCAGAAGGAUCGGCACACGCUGGCCUACGACAAGGGUUGGCGUAUUCGUACAGAGUUCAAACAAUAUCAGGUGUUGAAGCAAAAUCCGUUCUGGUGGACUCAUCAGCGUCACGACGGCAAACUGUGGAAUCUGAACAACUAUCGAACUGACAUGAUUCAAGCGCUUGGCGGCGUCGAAGGCAUCCUGGAGCACACUUUGUUCAAGGGCACCUACUUCCCGACGUGGGAAGGUCUGUUCUGGGAAAAGGCGUCCGGUUUCGAAGAGUCAAUGAAAUACAAGAAGCUGACGAACGCUCAACGUUCCGGUCUCAACCAGAUUCCCAAUCGUCGAUUCACCCUGUGGUGGUCACCGACUAUUAACCGCGCUAACGUUUACGUCGGUUUCCAGGUGCAGCUCGAUCUGACGGGGAUAUUCAUGCACGGAAAAAUACCGACCCUAAAAAUUUCGUUAAUCCAGAUAUUCCGCGCUCACUUGUGGCAAAAGGUGCACGAGUCCAUUGUGAUGGAUCUCUGCCAGGUGUUCGAUCAAGAGCUGGACGCGCUGGAAAUCGAGACCGUGCAGAAGGAAACGAUACAUCCGCGAAAGUCUUACAAGAUGAACUCCUCGUGCGCCGACAUUCUACUCUUCUCCGCCUACAAAUGGAACGUGUCUCGGCCGUCCCUUCUCGCCGAUUCCAAAGACGUGAUGGAUAACACGACCACGCAAAAGUAUUGGAUCGACGUUCAGCUGAGAUGGGGCGACUACGAUUCACACGACAUCGAGCGAUACGCUCGUGCGAAAUUCCUCGACUACACCACGGACAACAUGUCCAUCUAUCCAUCACCCACCGGCCUCCUCAUAGCCAUCGAUCUGGCAUACAACUUGCACAGCGCCUACGGCAACUGGUUCCCUGGCUGCAAGCCGCUCAUCCAGCAAGCGAUGGCAAAGAUAAUGAAGGCAAAUCCAGCCUUGUAUGUGUUACGCGAACGCAUCCGCAAGGCGUUGCAGUUGUACUCGUCUGAACCGACGGAGCCUUACCUCUCCUCGCAAAACUAUGGCGAGCUCUUCUCCAAUCAGAUCAUAUGGUUCGUCGACGACACGAACGUGUAUCGCGUGACGAUCCACAAAACCUUUGAGGGCAAUUUAACGACGAAGCCGAUAAACGGCGCGAUCUUCAUCUUCAAUCCGCGCACGGGACAACUCUUUCUGAAGAUCAUUCACACCUCUGUAUGGGCGGGCCAAAAGCGUCUGGGUCAGUUGGCCAAAUGGAAGACCGCCGAAGAAGUCGCUGCGCUGAUUCGCUCUCUGCCAGUGGAGGAACAGCCGAAACAGAUUAUCGUCACCAGAAAGGGAAUGUUAGAUCCGCUGGAAGUGCACUUGCUGGACUUCCCCAAUAUAGUCAUCAAGGGAUCCGAGUUGCAGUUACCGUUCCAGGCGUGUCUCAAAGUGGAGAAGUUUGGAGAUCUGAUUUUAAAGGCGACCGAGCCGCAGAUGGUGCUGUUCAAUCUUUAUGACGACUGGUUGAAGACCAUUUCGUCAUACACCGCGUUCUCGCGACUGAUACUGAUUCUGCGCGCUCUACACGUCAACACCGAGAGGACCAAGGUCGUUCUCAAGCCUGACAAGACCACCAUCACCGAGCCGCAUCAUAUAUGGCCGUCAUUGACGGACGACGAAUGGAUCAAAGUGGAAGUGCAGCUGAAGGAUCUAAUCCUGGCGGACUACGGCAAGAAGAACAACGUCAAUGUCGCGUCGCUCACGCAAUCUGAGAUCCGCGACAUCAUUCUGGGCAUGGAGAUAAGCGCGCCGUCCGCGCAACGGCAACAGAUCGCCGAGAUCGAGAAGCAGACUAAAGAACAGAGUCAGCUGACCGCUACCACCACGCGAACGGUGAACAAGCACGGUGACGAGAUCAUCACCGCGACUACAUCCAACUACGAGACGCAGACCUUCAGCUCGAAGACCGAAUGGCGAGUACGUGCUAUCUCCGCGACCAAUCUCCAUCUCAGAACGAAUCACAUCUACGUUUCGUCCGACGACAUCAAGGAGACCGGCUACACUUACAUCUUGCCUAAGAACGUACUGAAGAAAUUUGUCACCAUUUCCGAUCUGCGAGCCCAGAUAGCUGGUUAUUUGUACGGCAUCAGUCCACCUGACAACCCUCAGGUGAAAGAAAUCAGAUGUAUUGUAAUGGCGCCGCAAUGGGGAACUCAUCAG